AUGGACGACCGGUCGGCGUCCACUGGUAUAAUUUUUAUUGCUGGUAAUAUUUUUAUUCUAUCUAUCUAUCUAUCUAUCUAUCUAUCUAUCUAUCUAUCUCAGUCUCUUCAUAUCUAUCUAUCUAUCUAUCUAUCUAUCUAUCUAUCUAUCUAUCUAUCUCAGUAUAUAUUGUCUGUUCAUCUAUCUAUCUAUCUAUCUAUCUAUCUAUCUAUCUAUCUAUCUAUCUAUCUAUCUCAGUCUGUACAUCUAUCUAUCUAUCUAUCUAUCUAUCUAUCUAUCUAUCUAUCUAUCUAUCUAUCUAUCUAUCUAUCUAUCUUUGUUUAUUUCUUGUUACUUUUUUUCUUUCUUCGUAAUUCUUUCGUUGUGUUUUUCUUUCUCUUUAGUCUUUUUCCUUCUUUCUUGUCAUUCGCUUUUUUUCUUUUCAGUCUCGUUCUUUCUUUUUUAGUAUGUUUUUAUUUUAUUUUUCGUUGCUCUUUUCUUGUGGAUUUAUUUCUUUUCAGUCUCUUUAUUUCUUUCUUUCUUUCUUUCUUCAAAGUGUGUAUUUUUCUUUUCCUUACGUUGUUUUGUCUUGUGUAUUUAUUUUUUCUCAGACUCUUUUUUCUUCUUUCUUUCUUUCUUUCUUUCUUUGAAGUGUGUAUUUUUCCUUUAUGUUGUUUUUUCUUGUGUAUUUGUUUCUUUUCAGUCUCUUUCUUUCUUCGAAGUGCGUAUUUUUCUUUCCUUUACGUUGUUUUGUCCUGUGUAUUUAUUUUUUCUCAGACUCUUUCUUUCUUUCUUUCUUUCUUUCUUUCUUUCUUCCUUUCUUUCUUCGAAGUGUGUAUUUUUCCUUUAUGUUGUUUUUUCUUGAGUAUUUAUUUCUUUUUAGUCUCUUUCUUUCUUUCUUUCUUUCUUUUCAAUAUUAUUCCUUGCACUUUCAUUUUUGUCAGUUUUUCAUUCAUUAAUUCAUUCUUUUUUCAUUCUUUCUUACUUAUUCGUGGCUUUUUCUUUGUUGUCUUUCUUUCUUUCUUUUCGACAUUUCCGUCUUUCUUCACACUUUUUCAUGCGUUCUUUUUUUUACCACUUUUUUACCUUCAUCCCCUGAUCAUUUCUUUCAGUGUCUUUCUUUCUUUCUUUCUUUCUUUCUUUCUUUCUUUCUUAUCCCUCUUAGUAUUAUUUAUUUCUUUUUCUUUCCUUUUUUUUUGCAAAUCUUUCUGUUCUGUCUGUCUUUCCUUUGUUCUCUAUCUCUUUAUUUUUCUCAGCCGCUGUCUUUCUGUCAAUCUCUGCCUCUUUCUGUUUUUCUGCCUUUCUGUUUGUCUCUGUAUUUCUGUCUCUCUGUCUUUCUGUCUGCAUUUCUAUCUUUCUAUCGGUCUCUGUCUUUCUCUCUGUCUUUUCUUUCUUUCUAUCUUUUUUUUCUUUCUUUCUUACAGAACGACUGCUUGCAGUCAUUCUGUCACUCUGCCACUAUCCUUCUGUCUUUCUGUCCCACUCUUUUUUCUCUGUCUGUCUCGAACUUUCUCUCUAUCUCUGUCAUUUUUUAUGAAUUUCUGUUUGUCUCUGAAUUUCUCUGUCUUCUUUCUUUCUGUCUUUCUGUUUUUUCUCUGUCUUUCUGUCUUUCUCUGCUUGUCUUUCUGCCUUUCUCUGUCUCUCUCUAUCUUUUUUCUUUCUUUCUGUCUUUCUAUUUGUCUAUUUCUGUCUUUCUAUCCUUCUGUCUUACUGUUUCUCUCUGUCUUUCUCGCUGUCUGUGUCUUUGUCAUUCUAUCUUCCUGUAUGUUUCUUAAUUUGGAACUUUCUGUCUGUCUCUAUCUGUCUGUCGCUGCCUAUCUGUCUCUCUCUCUCAGUCUCUGCCUGUUUCUGUCAUUCUGGGUGUUUCUGUCUUUCUAUCUUCCUGUCUUUCUAUCUCACUCUAUCUUACUGUCUUUCUCUCCAUCUCCGUCUGACUCUGUCUGA
Molecule: messenger RNA, 1923 nt
Organism: Acanthosepion pharaonis
Lineage: Eukaryota; Metazoa; Mollusca; Cephalopoda; Sepiida; Sepiidae
Source: the annotation of a GenBank genome assembly